GAUUUGCCAGAAGAAACGGAUAUAGACGGUGAGAACUGUACGAAUCUUCUAGGUAGUCGAGCAGCACAGCAGAUGGGUCUUGUUAAUGUGAAUUACGACAACAUGAAAAUUCUGUCAGAGUCAGACCAGAAAGGGGAUUCACAUACCACGAUGACGUCAUCAGAGUCAAGUCCGACGGAAAGGUCGACGCAUUCCAUAUUGACCUCUCCAGAAUCAAGUCAAACUGGAUUGACCAUGGAACAGAUCACUAGCGAAUACAAAGAUAUUUUCGAGGGACUGGGGCAGCUUGGACCGAAACUCCAUUUGGAACUAGAAGAAAACGUGAAACCUGUACAACAAGCAGUGAGAAAAAUACCUGAGUCCAUGAAAGAUCCAUUGAGAAGCCACCUAGCUGAGCUCGAAGAGAAAGGUAUAAUCGAGAGAGUGUAUCAACCUACAGAAUGGAUAAAUUCCAUUGUUGUUGCAAAGAAAUCCAAUGGAAGUAUUCGCCUAUGCCUAGAUCCUCGUCCACUUAACAAGGCACUCAAGAGAUGUCACCACCCCAUGCAGACCAUUGAAGAUAUAUUACCUGAGCUUGGUAAAGCAAAAGUUUUCUCCAAGUUGGACUGUCUCAAUGGUUAUUGGCAAGUCCCUUUGGAUGAAGAAUCUUCCCUCCUCACGACGUUUGGAACGCCUUUCGGUCGGUAUAAAUGGAAACGUUUACCGUUUGGUAUUUCUCCAGCGGGUAAGAUAUUUCAGAGCCGUUUAGAUCAAGCGAUCGACGACCUUGAGGGAGUCAAGACAGUCGCUGAUGAUAUUCUGGUGAUUGGAAAUGGCGACUCAUUGGCAGAAGCAAUCACCGACCAUGACGCCAAAAUGAAGCAACUGUUGAAUCGAUGCAGAGAGCGGGGAGUGAAGCUGAAUGGAACGAAAUUUUUGCUGAAGCAAACGUCAGUUCCUUACAUCGGACACGUUCUUACAUCUGCAGGGGUGAAACCCAUAUGA
Molecule: messenger RNA, 984 nt
Organism: Paramuricea clavata
Lineage: Eukaryota; Metazoa; Cnidaria; Anthozoa; Malacalcyonacea; Plexauridae
Source: the annotation of a GenBank genome assembly